ACGGAUCAUCUCGUAGCGACGAAAGUUCAGGAUCCGAAGAGGGUUAGGAAGUAAGAUAUGAUACGAAAUGGAGGAUUGUAGAUUUUGUUGUGGAAGUAUGGGACUUGGUUGUAAUGAUUUGCGUAAAAGAAUCAUAAUGAACAUGAGAUUUAAUGCCAAAUUCUUAAGAGAAUCGCAGGUUGAGCAAUAGAAUAACACACGUGUUCUGGAAAAUGCAGACUUUCAGUUACAGGAACAGUGUUAUGUCGAACCGAGAAAUUCUUCCGAAAGCAAAAGUUGUGGAAGAUCCCUUGUGCAAUUCAUUUGGAAUUGGAAGUCCUGGGAAAGGGGUAAAUCUGGGAGCCCGUAAGAGAAUCUUUCAGUUUAUUGCUGGGAUUCUAAUGCGGUGCUGGGCUUUAGCAGGUGCAGCAGUUCUGUCUUGCUUGCUACUCUACUGGGUUUAUGGUGGCCUGCUGGCGUUUCUGCUACUCUGUUUUGCCAUGACAGGGAUUUUAUAUCAUACAGAGGAUAACCUACUUUAUCACCCUGAAAUGCCAGCACAUUCAAGAGUCUUUGUUCCAGAUCCUUCAUUUUUUGGUCUCCCAUAUGAAAAUGUCUUUGUACGAAGUGCAGAUGGAACAUUACUUCAUCUGUUUUUUAUUCGUCAGCCUGGUGACCAGGCAACUGUAGCGCCAACAAUACUUUUCUUGCAUGGCAAUGCUGGGAAUAUGGGCCAUAGGCUUCAGAAUGCCCUGGGUCUGUACCAGCAUCUUCAUUGCAACAUUCUGAUGCUAGAAUACCGUGGGUACGGGCUGUCACAUGGCUCUCCUAGUGAAGAAGGCCUAUAUAUGGAUGCAAGGACAGCCUUAGACUUUCUGUUAUUGCGACAUGAUGUCAACCAUAAGGAAAUUAUUGUUUUUGGAAGGUCUUUGGGUGGUGCUGUUGCAGUUGAUGUGGCAGCACGUCCAGAAUAUGCUUCAAGAAUUUGGUGUCUCAUCUUAGAGAAUACAUUCACUAGUAUCCCUGACAUGGCAAAGGUGUUGAUCGGAUGGAGAGUGUUGCAGUAUUUGCCACUUUGCUUCUACAAGAACAAGUUCCUGUCGGUAUGGAAGAUGGCACAUCUGGCAGUACCUACGGUGUUUGUGUCAGGUCUAGCUGACAUGCUGGUGCCUCCAAGCAUGAUGACAGAGUUACAUGAGCUGUGUGGCAGCCAACACAAACAGCUUGUGCAGUUUGACUCAGGAACACACAACGAAACAUGGACCAGCCCAGGCUAUUACCAUUCACUAGCCACCUUCCUUCAAGACACUCGUGUCAGACCCACACCUGCUGUGAAAGCCAUGUGACGUGCUCUACCGAUAGGCACCACAUGUAAUUUUAAUUCCAUGUGUCUUCUGGCAUAAUUUCAGUUUUAUAAACAUGUGACUUAAAGGUCUUCAUGCAGCAUUGAUUAAGAACAUACUGCAUGAAAUUCGUUAAUACUCAUAAAACCACAGAGGAUUUGACAACUGUACAAUGAAUUUAGCCUGGCAUCUAAGGCUUACAACCUUAC
This is a messenger RNA of Cryptotermes secundus, 1531 nucleotides long. RefSeq names its product protein ABHD13 (gene Bem46). Gene Ontology annotation, molecular function: palmitoyl-(protein) hydrolase activity. The transcript has 5 exons. Lineage: Eukaryota; Metazoa; Arthropoda; Insecta; Blattodea; Kalotermitidae. Gene Ontology annotation, cellular component: membrane. The record is from RefSeq and is a predicted model, not a curated record. Bases 213 to 1325 code for a protein of 370 amino acids.